This is a messenger RNA of Rhodamnia argentea, 750 nucleotides long. RefSeq names its product calmodulin-like. The record is from RefSeq and is a predicted model, not a curated record. Gene Ontology annotation, molecular function: enzyme regulator activity; calcium ion binding. Bases 32 to 595 code for a protein of 187 amino acids. Lineage: Eukaryota; Viridiplantae; Streptophyta; Magnoliopsida; Myrtales; Myrtaceae. The transcript has 2 exons.
CUCCUAAGAACCCUUGUACAGAUCACAUCACAUGGCCUCUGCUCUAGUCCUUAAGCCCUCAAAGUGGCUCGUCAACAGGAGCCUCAAGCUUCUCAAGCUCCCGCGUAACUUCCACUCGAGACCCAAAUCUCCAAACGCUCCGUCGAGCACGCCUUGCCGUGCCGACACCAGCGAGCACAAGUACUCGCGAGCCUUCCAACGCUUCGACCACGACGGAGACGGGAAGAUGUCCAGCGAGGAGCUCAGCGCUUACUUCGCGUCCAUCGGCGAGUCCUUACCCUGCCACGAAGCUCGGAAGGCAAUCGCCGACUUCGACCGGGACGGCGACGGCUUGCUUGAGUUCGAGGACUUCGUCCGCAUGGUGGAGCAAGACGGCGGCGAGACCAACAGCGAUCUCGAAAGGGUGUUCGAGAUUUUCGAGGCCGGCGAAGGCCGCGGGGGCAUCACUGCUCGGGGACUCCAGCACGUGUUGUCGAGGCUUGGGGAGAGAGAGCAUUCGUACGAAGAGUGUGUGGGAAUGAUACGUGCUUUUGAUCUCGACGGGGAUGGAGUGGUCGAUUUCCAGGAAUUCCAACGCAUGAUGACUUCGAACUGAUGUUGAGACGAUGAAGGGCCGCAGAGUUUCCUGUGAAAUGGGAUCAGAGUUUGUGAUUAGGUCUAGUCCGCACUCAUCGGCAAGACUCUUACUCAUAAGUGGCUAUGGCCAAUGGGGACCCCUCGAAAGUAUGUUAGGUGAGACACGAGACACUU